GACAGAUUGGAAUCAAAAUCAAGUUAACCCAUGCCCUUGGUCAAAUGUUAUUUGUGAUGGUAACAAUUAUGUAAAAUCUGUAACAUUAUCAUCCAUGAACUUUUCUGGAACCUUGUCCCCUAGAAUAGGAAUUCUGAAGACUCUUACAACACUUACACUGAAAGGAAGUGGUAUAACUGGUGAGAUAUACCAGAAGAGUUUGGAAACUUGUCAAGUUUGACCAGCUUGGAUUUGGAAAAUAAUCAUUUAAGUGGUGAAAUACCACCUUCCCUUGGUAACCUUCAAAAGCUUCAGUUCUUGUAAGUAAUAGUGUUCUUAGCUUCUGAAGUAUGUUUUUGUAACUUUUUUUUCCUGUUUCCUCUUUCAAUAUUCAUGAAAGGGUGUUCUUUUUUACCCUAUGCAAGCAGUACGUUAAGUCAAAACAAUCUUACUGGGGCAAUCCCUCAGUCACUUUCUGGUCUUCCAAACUUGAUCAAUCUGAAACAGCUUAAAUUGUGUUGAAAAUUCUUUACACCCCUGUGUAUCUGUGAAUGAUUCAGGUGGUUCUCGAAAGCCCAGGAUUGGAAUUAUUGUUGGAACUGUUGGACUUGAAAUUCUUGUUCUUUUGGGUAGCUUACUAUUCUUCCUGUGGAGGGGUAGACGGAAAGGCUACAAACGCGAAGUAUUUGUGGAUGUUGCUGGUUUGUAUUACUUUUCACUUGGUCAAAACUCUUUGAAAAAAUAAUUCUAUCAUUUUCCUAACAAUUCUCUCUCUCAUUUUCAUUUUCUCUCGUUUGCUUGGCACUGCUGGGUCCAAUGAGUUUUAUGUAGGUUGAGUAAUUUAUGCUAUGAGCAAGGUUUUACUUAAAUUUGUACAAGUGGCACAAAUCUCCUAGCAGUUAAAAUGAUAAAUAUAAGUUGGUGAUUUGU
Messenger RNA from Rubroshorea leprosula, 909 nucleotides. The record is from the annotation of a GenBank genome assembly. Lineage: Eukaryota; Viridiplantae; Streptophyta; Magnoliopsida; Malvales; Dipterocarpaceae.